This is a messenger RNA of Rhea pennata, 351 nucleotides long. The record is from the annotation of a RefSeq genome assembly. Lineage: Eukaryota; Metazoa; Chordata; Aves; Rheiformes; Rheidae.
AUAAACAUAGUCUCAUUCAUACUUCUCCUCUCCCUCGCACUAAGUACCAUCCUUACAACAUUAAACUUCUGAUUAGCCCAAACAAACCCUGACGCAGAAAAACUCUCCCCCUACGAAUGUGGCUUUGACCCUCUAGGUUCUGCUCGACUCCCCUUUUCAAUUCGAUUCUUCCUAGUAGCCAUCCUAUUUCUCCUUUUUGACCUAGAAAUCGCCCUACUUCUCCCACUCCCAUGAGCAAUUCAGCUCCCCUACCCCUUACUGACCCUUCUAUGAACCUCUAUCCUCCUCGCCCUACUUACACUAGGCCUAAUCUACGAAUGAGCCCAAGGAGGCCUAGAGUGAGCAGAAUAA